This is a messenger RNA of Cladocopium goreaui, 624 nucleotides long. Lineage: Eukaryota; Dinophyceae; Suessiales; Symbiodiniaceae. The record is from the annotation of a GenBank genome assembly.
GUGCCAGGGUGCAGCCAAUGGGCCGCACAGCUUCGAGGCUUUCAGAGAAGUUUCACUUCGCUGCCACUUGGACUACAGCAAGUGCCAACUUCGCCUGUUCAGGCUCCGUGCAGCUCCAAUGACUUCUUGCGACAGGCGCUCAAAGUGGAGGAAAGGGCCGCUCAAGGCUCAAGCUAUUUGAAGGAGCUGGUUAGCGUUGAACGUCCUGCUAUGGAGCUGAUGAAUAAGACCAACCGCACGUCUGGCCCGGAAAAAAAGAAGGAAGAGGAUGGGCGAACGUGCAAACCGUGGCAACUUCUCUCACAGGAUUUCUGUGAUCCAGGUGCCCCGAUCAGAUUCGUUUCUUCGAGGGCGCUUGGGACGUCUAAGGGGUUUGCCCACGUUAACGCGAAGGCCACGGUCAAUAAGGUGUGCCAAGCGGUCCAUGGUAGAAAGCCUCGUGACGGGCAUCAAGUGAAAUUUGGAGGCCGCAUGACCUUUGUGGGGAUGGUGAGCUCGGCGGUGAACCAGAUGCUGCCAGAUGCCAAGCCAGGACUACUUAGUACGGACCUUGUACGUUGCCAGCAUGGUGGGCAGGUGAAGAGUGAGGCCAUCUUUACCCCCUCUUGGCGAACGUGUCUCUGA